This is a messenger RNA of Lingula anatina, 3020 nucleotides long. Its product is annotated as vitamin K-dependent gamma-carboxylase. Gene Ontology annotation, biological process: peptidyl-glutamic acid carboxylation. The record is from RefSeq and is a predicted model, not a curated record. Gene Ontology annotation, molecular function: vitamin binding; gamma-glutamyl carboxylase activity. NCBI's taxonomy places the organism in Eukaryota, Metazoa, Brachiopoda, Lingulata, Lingulida, Lingulidae.
CACACUGAACAACAUUAUCAUAACUAAUAUCAUCCUAUUACCAUAAACCACAAGCAGCCGCCGCCUGAAACGAACCAACGGCCAAUUUAAUAUAUAGGCUAGCAUGUAAACAUCAUGGCGGAGUACGGCAGUACUAGGAGAAGAGUGGUACACACCACGACGGAGAAACUGAUCUCGCGGACGGCCAAAGCAGACGACGACGAUGUCGAAACAACGGAGACCGUCAUCACGUCUUCCUCUGUCUGUGGCUCCGAUGGCGCAGACGAUCGUUUUGACGGAGGUCGUGCGGGUGUUACCCGCCGCGCCCUGUCGGGGUACAGCAGAGGCGGCCUGGGAGAACAGAGGGAGGAAUACUCAUACAGGAGGUACCAGAGCCCGUAUGCCACCACGGGACCACAGCACAGCCGCUGGGCCCUGGGCUGGAGGGUGAAUGCCACCAAUCUCGCCGUCUUUCGGAUUAUAUUUGGGGCGUACAUGGCGUGGGACGUGCUCAUGACUGUUCAAAAAGGUGAUAUAGACCAAAAUUUUGGCGCCAGUUUUCCCGAACUCAACUUCAAAUACUUCCUUGCUCGUCGAGUUCCUAAACCAGACCCGGCAAUUGUGUUGUACAUGUUUUGGGGCGUGGCAACAUCGGCAAUUCUCAUAAGCAUUGGAUUAUUUUAUCGCUUAGCGUGUUUUCUAUUUCUGGUGCUCUUCACAUAUCUCAACCUCCUGGAGAAAAGCCGACACAGCAAUAAUUACUACCUCUACACGCUUGUAGCAAUACUCAUGUGUGUAACAGACUGCAAUGCUGUUUUAUCGCUCGAUUCCUACUUUGCCAGUGGGUCGAAUCGGAAAGAAAAGGAGAAACAUAUUCCAAAAUGGCAGCUAAAAGUUUUCCAAUUCCAGAUCGUUAUCUGCUAUUUUUUCGCAGGAGUUGCUAAAAUCAAUUAUGAUUCCGUUGUGCGUGGAGAGCCAGUGAGGUCAAGAUUGAUAAAAGAUGCCAAUGCUCAUUAUAUCUACUCUUUAAUUUUCCCGUCAGAGAUUGUGGACGACGCUAUUGGACAUAGCUUCAGUCUUUCUUGCAUGAUGUUCAAUCUAUCCGUUGGGUUUCUGUUGCUUAACUCAAGAACCCGGCUGGCAGGGAUCCUUCUCACCAUGUUUGUCUUCGUGGCAAACCGUGUCUUUCUAAUUGGGCAUUACCCUUGCCCGGUGAUGAUGGCAGCAAAUAUUCUGUUCCUGGAGCCGGAAGCUCUCACCGAUUUCAUCAAGUCUCUUACAUACAAAUGGAAAGGAUACCAGCAUGUCUACGUCAGUACCACCUACGUCAGUUAUGCGCCAGUGUCAAAGUUGGUGAAAUUGUUCUUAAUUUUGUAUUGUUUAUUGCAAGUAACAGUCCCCCUCCGCCAUCUUGUCUAUCCUGGUGACGUAAGCUGGACAAACGAGGGCCACCAGUUCAGCUGGAGGAGGGUUGUCAAUGAGGAAGACAUGCUGAUGAAUGUUGUCUUGAAACCGAAAGAUGGCUCUAGCGGCCUUCGUUAUGACCCAUAUCAGUUACGUUUAACGGAUCGUCAAGUAAAAAUGAUGUUGACGGACGCUGAACUUAUCCUGCAAUUAGUAGACCACAUCAAGCAGCGUCCUGGUAAAGACACCAAUUUGAAACCCGGUACUUUUGGCGUCCAUAUCGACAUGUGGAGAUCACUUAAUGGCAGACCAUUUCAGAGAUGGAUUGAUCCAGAGACCGACCUCACCAAAGUCGAUCCAGAUGCGUUUCACGCCACCUGGCUCCUCCCAAAGCACUCGGACCACGAGCUGGACUUUCCAGAGCUGCGAGAGUACGUCGAAACGGUUGCUAAGAAGGGAUUUAAUACAGCUUUCUUCAUUGCUAACCCAGGGGAGUUUUUCGAAGCCUACCUGAACCGCGAAGACUGCAGUGUCUACAUAGCCACGGUAUCGGGUAAAAUAGACGUUCUGUUGACGGCAACGGCGGGAAAAGUCAACCUAGAAUUGGAAAAAGAAACCAGAACGCUGGAGCCCGGCAGCAAGAUCACCCUACCAUCUUCUGGUCCACACAGAGUGUCUGCAAAAGGAAAGUCUCCUGCAAUAUGGGCAUACACAUACAAAUGCUCUGUGGGUGCGUUUGAGAGAGCCUUGGGUAUGUUCAGUUAUGCAGGAUGGUUAGAUAUGAAGAAAUAGACAAGACGCGAGCGCAGCAGUGACGAAGAUCUCCGUCUCUAUAACCUAUGUUUAUCAUUUUUUAUAUUUUUUUAUGUGUGCUUUUGUCAUUAUUUUAUGUUUAACAAUCUCUUCACUUGAACGACGUUCAAAGAAUUUUGAUGGAGCAAUGCGAGCACAUUUAUAGCUCAGCUUUUGUAGGGUGUGGACAUGUACACUGCAAACUUGAAAAUUAUAUUUUAAGUCGUGCCAAUGUUGAAAGAACAAUUUUGGUUGUGCUGAUAUAUUAAUCACAGGUAGAAUAAGUGCCUCCGUCUCGAAUUGUAUUUUCCAAGCAGGUUGACUGUAACUGUUGUUAUCUGUAGCAAUUUUAAUGAAAUGUUGUUUUAGAAAGUUACGUACUUGCUUUUGCCGGUAUAUGUUGUAUAACUUGUAGGCGCAUUUGAAUUUUCAAGGCUUUUACUGAGAUAACAAUUCAAGUUUGAAAUAGUAUAGCAUGUUCAUUAAGCUAUCAAAGCCAGGAUGGCAUUUAAUAAAUAUAAUAGUCGAACAAUCAUUUGCCACAUUUAUUGUGAUGUGCUUCAAAGAAGUAAUACCAAUACUUCAACGAUAUGCUUUAUAGACUUUAGUAAAAAUAUCAAACUACCAUAAAAGCCUAUAACUUUUAAAUAGAGCGAGCGUCCAUAAUUGUUUUAUGUCUAUCAGCAGAUGAUGUUUAUAUUUAGAAAUCAAAUAAAUAUGCCUGAUAUAUUAAAAGAAAGGAACACUUGUCUACGUUUGACGAUACAUUAUGGAGACAAUAACACGCGUUGCCAUGUUUUUCAGUAUUUCAAGAUAAUCCAUAUCAGAAUCUCUCUCUUUCUCUC